This is a messenger RNA of Nematostella vectensis (starlet sea anemone), 3862 nucleotides long. RefSeq lists its product as uncharacterized. Bases 1890 to 2744 code for a protein of 284 amino acids. The record is from RefSeq and is a predicted model, not a curated record. Lineage: Eukaryota; Metazoa; Cnidaria; Anthozoa; Actiniaria; Edwardsiidae. The transcript is spliced from 2 exons.
UUGCAUAUAACGGCACUAGCGAACGGCAAAACUGCGCAUAAUUUCCACAGCGAGUAGACAAGUCCUCAUAUUCGCCCCCUUUUUAACUCAUUUAUGCGCAUGCGCAAUGAAUGAGUUAUUGCGAUAUGGGCUUUCGCGUGGACUGUAGACUGUGGACACAGACGAGGGGGAUUGGGCAUGAAUACAUCGCCAUAUUGGAUUUGCUCAACCCGAGAAGGUAUACAUUCAUAUGCUUUAUCGUCAUAUUUUGAACUACUUACGCUCCCAACAAAACAACACAUACACCGAGUCGAUAGGCCCACUCACUAAAUCUGUUCUGAGCGUUUUUGGCCGGGCUAUUCAUAUUAAUCUCAUCAAGAGAACCUGUGACUUCAGGUUACCGCUCAAAUUUGCUAAAAACUGCUGAAAAACACUUCAAACUACUAAAAAUAUACAUAAUAUAUGUAAUAUUAUUGACUCUUUGAGAUGGCUCUCGGUUAUAUCCGCUUUCUUAUUAGCAAUAUUACGAAGUCCUUGAAGGCGAAGUUUUACUUAAUUGUUGAUAAGAUGUCUUAGUUGUUUUGUCAGCUCUUGCAACAGCCAAGAGAGUUGAAUAAAUCUGAACAACAGAUUACCCACGAGGAAGCUAACGUAACAGCCGAUGCGCCAUUAGAUAACCAUGAUGAAAAGGAAAGCUGUCAAACAACUCUGCAGGAAGUGUAAAACGAAGGGAAAGAAGUACACAGCUGGUGAACUCAAGACAGAGGAUUAUAUUAAUAAGCUGAUACAUCUUAUGAAGGUUUUAGAGUUUUAAAAAAUGUAAUGGGAAGUCCAGCUUAUUUUCAGCGAUUUUAAAAAUACCUUUUUGCCAUGAUUCGCCAGCUCGGGAACCAUACAUGGUUUUGCUCUUUCUCAGCUGCAGAAACAAGCUGGACACAUUUGUUGAAAACUCUUGGUAGGAUAGUUGAGAAAUAAAGAAUACUCUGAUAAUGACAUAGAUAACAUGACUUGGCAAAAAAAGUCCAAUCUUAUCCAAAAUGAUCCAGUAACUUGUGCAAGAAACUUUGAUCAUAUGGUUCAGCUAUUUAUAUCUAAUGUUUUAAAGAGUGAUGCAAUGCCUAUAGGAGAGAUAUCUGACUAUUUUUAUAGAGUUGAGUUUCAACAAAGAGGAAGUCCCCAUAUUCAUGGUUUAUUUUGGGUUAAAGAUGCACCACAGUAUGGUAAAAAUUGUGACGAUGAAGUUGUCAGUUUUGUCAAUAAGUAUGUGACUUGUAGGAAGGCUGAAAGUAGUGAAGAAAUGGAAGACAUAUUGUAAAUUUGCAAAUGCACAGGCAUGCAAAAAUAUGUAAAAAGAAUGGAAGCAAUGUUUGAAGGUUCAAUUUCCCUUCACCACCAAUGAAACAAACUAUGAUUUUAACGCCUCUUGAAGAAUAUGAAACUUAUGAUGAUAAAAGACAGAAACAGAUUAAAGAGAAUGCAGAAAAUAUUAGGGAACAACUCAGCAGUAUGAAAUAUGGUGAAAACAUAAGUUUUCAUCAAUUCUUAGGUAAAAUACAAUUAACAGAGGAGAAUUAUCUCUUGGCUCUGAGGUACACACUGAAGCGUACUACUCUGUUUUUAAGACGACUGCCCUCAGAAAUAAGAAUGAAUAAUUACAACACCCAUUUGCUUCAAGCAUGGAGAGCAAAUAUGGAUAUGCAAUAUGUUCUAGACCCAUAUGCUUGUGCAACAUAUAUCUUGUCUUAUAUCACUAAAGGCCAAAGAGGAAUGAGCAAACUUCUUGAAAAAGGAACUGAGGAAGUCAAGUCUGGUAACAGAGAUAAUUGCAAAUAAAGUACGGCACAUUGGAAACAAAGUUUUUAAAUGUUGUUGAAAUAAGUGCUCAAGAGGCAGCAUAUUUAGUUUUACAAAUGCCAAUGAGGAGAUCUACUCGUGAAUUUCAAUUCAUUAAUACUUCACAUCCAGAUGAAAGGACAUUUUUGCUAAAGAAAUUUGACAAGCUAAAAGAACUUCCAGAUAAUUUACCUGACAUUGAGUCAGAUAACCUUAUCAAGCGUUACCAAAGAAGACCCAAGAAGUCAGAGAAACUUUGCCUGGCUGAAUUUGCUGCCUGGUUUAACUGUGUAAGUGAUAAGCAUGCAGACAGUGCUAGUGAUAAAGCUUUUGCUACGGGCCCAGAUGGCUUUAUGCCAGAAACUAACUUGGAAGACAACACUGAUGAUGACGUCCCAAUUACUGAAGAUGUAAAUGAACAAGAAAGUGAUACAAAUCAGUACCACAUGAGAGGAGGCAUAAACCUUAUCAAGCGUAAGAGACCUAAAAUCAUUCGCUCUGUUAGAUUCAAUAGAGAGAAAGACCCAGAAAACUUUUUCACAGAGCAACUUAUGCUUUUCACCCCUUGGAGAAAGGAGGACAUUGAUUUGCAAGGAGAUUCACAAAGUUUCGAAGAGAGAUUUGAGCAGCUGAGCGAUAGCAUUUUGUGUAACCGGGAGCCAUAUGAGUAUCACAGUGAAAUGCUAGAUAAAGCACUGGCAGAUAUAAUUGUUGAGCAAGGUGAUAAUAUUGGUGACAAUGUUGCUCCAAAUUCAGAAAAUAUUAAUGAACAAGAUCGUGCAAUAAAAGAAAAGCCAAGUGAACUGUUUGGCUGCUUUGACCCAGGCAAAAAUAAGCAACACAACCAGUAUGACUUGCUUGAUGACAUUGGCAUAUUUCCUAGAUGUAAUGACCAGGAGGAGCUUGUUGUAAAACGAGUGUCAGAUUUUUAAUACCGUGCACUUGUUCGUUCAUUAAAUGAGAAACAAAGGCAAUUCUUUUAUCAUUUCUUGCACGCAAUCAAAACUAGUGAUGAGCCACUCAGAUUAUUCUUGUCAGGCAGAGCAGGUGUCGGUAAAUCAACAGUUACAAAUGCAUUGUAUGAAGCACUGAUAAGAUACCUGAACAGCAUUGUUGGUGAGAAUCCUGACAAGAUUAAAGUUUUGAAAACAGCUCCCACAGGGAAAGCAGCUUUUAAUAUCAAAGGGAAUACAUUACAUGCUGCAUUCAAGAUACCUGCCAAUAAAGGCUUUGAAUACUGUGCACUUGAUAAUGACAGACUUAAUACAAUUAGAGCAAAAUUGAGGAAACUUCAUGUAUUAUUUAUUGAUGAGAUCUCGAUGGUUGGCAGUGGUAUGUUUAAUUUCCUUAAUUUGCGUUUGCAGCAGAUAAUGGGAAGCAAAGUACCAUUUGGAGGAAUAAGCUUAAUAGCUAUUGGGGAUUUGUUUCAACUAAAACCUGUGUUUGACAAAUAGAUAUUUGAAACUUCAAGCACAUGCUAUGCCACACUAGCAAGUAAUUUAUGGAAUGAUCUUUUCACUCUCUUUGAACUAACAGAGAUUAUGAGACAAAAAGAUGACAGACAUUUUGCAGACCUGCUAAAUCGUGUACGAGAAGGCAAGCAUCUGAAAAUGACAUAGACUGUUUAAAGCGAAGGCUUAUAAAGCAAAGGCCACAGGAUAACAAUUACCCAAUACAUACAAAACAUUUGUACACAACUAAUGCAUCUGUAAAUGCACUCAACAAUAUGAUAUAUACUCAAUCUGAUAGUGAUAAAGCUCAGGUCAAGACAAUAGACAUUGUAGUUGGUGACAUAUCUGAUGAUUUGAAAAAAAAAAAACAAAUAAAAGAUAGAAUUCCAGAUGACCCAACUAAAACAAUGGGUCUAUAUACACUAACCUCCAUUGCAACUGAUGCAAAAUAUGAUCUUACAGCAAAUGUGGAUGUUACUGAUGGUUUGACCAAUGGUGCAGAAUGUACCAUAAAGAACAUAGAUUACCGUAUUGAGCACUCAAACCGUCCAAGUAUAAUAUGGGUAUCUUUUCCAGAUAUUAAUAUUGGUAAACAACAA